Molecule: messenger RNA, 486 nt
Organism: Camellia sinensis
Lineage: Eukaryota; Viridiplantae; Streptophyta; Magnoliopsida; Ericales; Theaceae
Source: RefSeq, a predicted model, not a curated record
AUGGAAUUGGUAGAUAUCAUGAUUAGGAGGAGGGUUAGUAUAGCUUGCGUACAAGAAACUAAGUGGAUGGGUGAGAAAGUUAGGGAAAUAGAGAAUACUGAUUUUAAACUAUAUUAUAGUGGCAAGGAUAAACAAAUGAAUAGGGUAGGAAUAAUAGUUGCCAAGGAUCUUGUAGAAAAUAUAGUUGUGGUCAUUAGGAAAGGUGAUAGGAUUAUAUUAGUUAAACUAGUUGUUGGAGAGAAUAUAGUGAACGUUAUUAGUGCAUAUGUUCCCCAAGAAGGAUUAGAGAUGAUCAGACUAAGAGAUUUUUGGGACCAAAUAGAUGAUGUAUUACAGGAGAUACCCGGCAACACAAAGCGAGAAAAGAUAACGGGCGUCGCAGGACGAGAUGGUGAAACCCUGAAAAGGGAUAAACUAAAAAUAUUUAAGAAUAGAAUGGAUGAAGAAGGUGCUUGGGACUUGGAAAAUGAUGCAAGCACUAUGUAG